Messenger RNA from Ricinus communis (castor bean), 1856 nucleotides. Its product is annotated as cytochrome P450 736A117. Bases 188 to 1771 code for a protein of 527 amino acids. The record is from RefSeq and is a predicted model, not a curated record. NCBI's taxonomy places the organism in Eukaryota, Viridiplantae, Streptophyta, Magnoliopsida, Malpighiales, Euphorbiaceae. Gene Ontology annotation, molecular function: monooxygenase activity; oxidoreductase activity, acting on paired donors, with incorporation or reduction of molecular oxygen; heme binding. The transcript is spliced from 2 exons.
GAAACUUCAUUAAAAGAUAUGCAAUUUCGAGGUAUAUUGGGACACUAAUAAUAUGUAAGAUUAAAUAUAUAUUCUUUUCAGUGUUGAAUGCGGAACAGCUUCCUAUUUAAAAAUUUCAACCACAAGGACCAGACGCCUGUCUACUUGUAACUAAAUAAGUUGGAGGAAACAAAACCAAUCUUGAAAAAUGUCAAGCAUCAUUCAAUCGUUAGAGCAGCAAGUAACCUCGAUCGAUCCCUUCUAUGUUUCAAUCUUUUCCUUCGUUUUCUUCACUUAUUUCCUUAUCAAAUGGCUUAUUUGUCCUGCUUCCACACACAAAAACCUGCCGCCUUCACCGCCAAAGCUCCCAAUUCUUGGAAAUCUCCACCAAGUUGGGGGUUACCUUCACCGGUCCCUCUUGUCACUGGCUCGGCGUUACGGCCCUGAUCUUAUGCUGCUUCAUUUUGGUAUCAAACCUGCACUUGUAGUCUCAUCCUCAGAUGCCGCAAGAGAGAUCAUGAAGACGCAUGACCUUGCUUUCUCAAAUAGACCAAAGUUUGGUUCCAUUGGGAAGCUUCUCUACAAUCACAAGGAUGUGGCUGGUGGUCUAUAUGGUGACCACUGGAAGCAGAUGAAAAGCGUUCUUGUACAUCAUGUACUGAGUAACAGAAGAGUUCAAACUUAUCGAUCCGUAAGAGAAGAAGAGGUAGCUUGCUUGAUAGAGAAGAUCCAGGAUUUAUGUUCAUCAUCUUCGCCGGUAAAUUUGAGUAAAAUGUUCUCUAGCUUCACGUAUGAUGUGAUAUGCAGGAUAUCAUUUGGGAGAAAGUACGACAGCGGAGACCGCGGCGAAAGUGGCAAAAUAUUCCAGAAGCUGUUGGGGGACCUGAUGAUAUUACUGGGGAGUUUUGAUCUUAGAGAAUUUAUUCCUUGGCUUGGAUGGGUUAUUAGUUGGGUCAACGGCUUUGACGCUUAUGUGGAUAGAACUGCGAAAGGUUUGGAUAAAUUCAUAGAUGGAAUAGUUGAAGAGCAUAUCAAUAGCCUAGAAAGAAAAGCUCAUUCUGAUGUUAGUAAAGAAUAUGUAAAAGAUUUUGUGCAAGUGCUGGUCGAGCUGCAAAAAGAUACCAAUAUGGGCGCCAAUCUUGAUCGAGAGAGUAUCAAGGCUCUCAUUUUGGAUAUUUUUGCUGGCGGGUCUGAUACCACAUACACAGUCUUAGAAUGGACAAUGACAGAGAUCAUAAGGCACCCUAGAGUCAUGAAGGAAUUACAGAAUGAAGUGAAGAGAAUUUCUGAUGAAAACUCAGUCAUAACUCGCAUAACAGAAGCUGAUUUGAACAAAAUGCAUUACCUUAAAUUGGUGAUCAAAGAAUCUCUGCGGCUACACACUCCUUUUCCGUUAUUAGCAGCAAGAGAAACAAUCCAAGAUGUCAAAAUAAUGGGCUACGACAUUGCUGCAGGAACUAUGGUAUUAACCAACGCUUGGGCUAUGGCAAGAGACCCCAAGACAUGGACCAAACCUGAAGAGUUUUGGCCUGAGAGAUUCUUGAACAGUUGUGUAGAUUUCAAAGGUCAUGACCAUGAGUUCAUUCCAUUUGGAUCUGGUAGGAGAGGCUGCCCAGGAAUUUCAUUUUCCAUGUCAAUUAUUGAGCUUGUGUUGGCCAAUCUUGUCAAGAAUUUUGAAUGGGUACUACCUGAAGGAACUAACGUAGAGGACUUGGAUAUGACUGAAUCUAUUGGUAUGACUACUAGCAGAAAGAAUCCUCUUAUUGCUGUUGCAAUACCUAUUUCUAAGUAGAACAUAUAUUAAUGCUACAAUAAUAGGCUAUUCUUCAUUUUCUAUCGGUACAAUUGGUAUUGCAUUGGAAACUAUUCUGCACAAA